Messenger RNA from Microstroma glucosiphilum, 567 nucleotides. Its product is annotated as DUF1764-domain-containing protein. The coding region runs from base 1 to 567 and encodes 188 amino acids. The record is from RefSeq and is a predicted model, not a curated record. NCBI's taxonomy places the organism in Eukaryota, Fungi, Basidiomycota, Exobasidiomycetes, Microstromatales, Microstromataceae. The transcript is spliced from 2 exons.
AUGUCUGAAAUCGACGCCAUCUUCGGCGGGGGCGUCUCUGCCAAAGUCUCGACCCUCGCCGGUCCCUCCAAGCCCAAAUCGAGCAAGAAGAGCUCCGCCUCCCCUUCGGCAGCCGAGGCGGCCAGCUCGAGCAACGGCAAACGCAAGAGGAAAGCAGCUGCCGUCGCUGAGGAUCCCAGUGCAGCAAAGUCUGCUUCAUCGAUGUCCUCAGCUGUGCCGGCAAAGGCUAGUGUAUCGGAGGAGAAGGAGCUCAAGAAGAUGAAGAAAGCUCGUGCUGCACCAGUCACCGUAUUGGAUCCCUCGGCUCGCAUCGAGAGCGAUGUAGGCAAGGGGAGCGCGAAGGAGAAGGGGAAAGGGAAGGCAAAGUCCAAGACUGGGAAAAGCACAGCCUCAAGCGCAGGGGCAGGAGCGGAGGACGACGAGACCGGGUCAUUUACGAAUGGCAGAGGUAAUGGAAGAGGUCGUACAGAGGAAGGUUUCGCCAUCUAUUCCGAGAAUGAGCUCAAGCUGGGCAGAGGAGGGGAUACACCACUGUGUCCAUUCGACUGCGAUUGCUGUGAGUACUGA